AAGGACAAAAACAUUAAAAACUAUUAAAAAUGGCCGACACACGGCGUCGUGUGAAGGUAUAUACUUUAAAUGAAGAUCGGCAAUGGGACGAUAAAGGGACUGGCCAUGUAUCGCAUACAUUCGAUGCUAGAGUACACAGUACAACUCUUAUAGUUCGAGCCGAACAAGAUGGUUCAGUAUUACUAGAGUCAAAAAUACUGCCAGACACUGCUUAUCAGAAACAACAAGAGACUUUAAUUGUUUGGUCUGAAAGUGAUAACACAGACUUGGCUCUCAGUUUUCAAGAAAAACCAGGAUGUGAUGAGAUUUGGGAGAAGAUUUGUCAGGUUCAAGGUAAAGAUCCCUCCGUCAGCAUAACUCAAGAUGUUGUUGAUGACGCAGACGAUGAAGAUCGAUUGGACGGAGGUUCUGACCUCGGAAUCUCAUCAAAUGAACCUGUCGAACUUCCACCAUGUGAGCUCAGCCAACUCGAAGAAAUUGAAAAUCUAUUCGCGUCAUGUUUACCGACUUUAACGAGACGUGAAAAACUAGCAGUAGCUGUAGAAAAUUGUGGAUACAUCCAAAAACUUUUAACUUUGUUUCGUAUGAACGAAGACCUUGAAAAUGUCGAUGGUUUACAUCAUUUGCACGAAAUUUUCAAAACUCUUUUCAUGCUUAAUAAAAAUAGCAUUUUUGAGGUUAUGCUCGACGACAAAAAUAUCAUGGACAUUAUUGGUUGUCUCGAGUAUGAUCCAGCGAUCGGAGAACGACGCAAACAUCGAGAUUAUCUCACAAACGAUGCUAAAUUCAAAGAAGUCAUUCCGAUAACGAAUCCUGAAUUGAAGCGUAAAAUUCACCAAACUUUUCGAGUGCAGUACAUACAAGAUGUCAUUCUUCCAACCCCUUCUGUAUUUGAAGAAAACAUGCUCUCUACUUUAAAUUCAUUUGUUUUUUUCAAUAAGGUUGAAAUUGUCAACAUGGUACAAGACGAUGACAAAUUUCUACGUUUGCUGUUUGAGCAGUUGCAGGAUGAAUCACAAAGCAAUGAAAGAAGGCGAGAACUCGCUGGAUUUCUUCGAGAAUUGUGCACUUUUUCACAGAUGUUACAGAUCAUGAAUCGAGAUGAAUUUUUUAAGCAACUAGUCGAGCUUGGCAUCUUGCAAACGGUCGAAUUACUUCUUUCGUCAGAUGACGCGAUGCUACGACAACUUGGCGUCGAUAUCUUUGCACAUGUGGUGGAACACAGCCCAUCAAUGGUUCGCGAAUUCGCGCACAAAGAGAUGGAAGAGAACCAAACAAACGACGAUGAAUUGCUGAUUAACCUCGUCAUCGAACAGAUGAUUUGCGAUCCAGAUCCCGAAUUGAGUGGUGCAAUGCAGUUAAUGAAUCUACUUCGAAUUCUCUUAGACCCAGAAAAUAUGAUGGCCAACAAGAAUGAGAAAACAGAGUUUCUAAGUUUUUUCUAUUAUCACUGCAUGCAUGUAUUAAUGGCUCCGUUACUCGCUAACACAGCUGAAGAUAAAAUCGGUAAAGGAGAUUAUCAGACGGCAAAUUUACUCAGUCUCAUUUUGGAGUUGAUAACAUUUUCUGUCGAGCAUCACACGUACCAUGUAAAGAACUACAUUCUGAACAAGGACCUCUUGCGGAGGAUUUUGAUUCUUCUCAAUUCAAGGCACAGAUUCCUUGCUCUUGCAACGUUACGGUUUCUGAGAAAGAUCAUCAGCAUGUCGGACGAACUCUAUAAUAAAUAUAUCGUCAAAGGUGACUUGCUACAACCUGUCGUUGAUGUUCUUUUCCUAUCAGGAAAACGAUACAAUCUUCUUAAUUCUGCUAUUUUAGAGAUGUUUGAAUACAUUCGCACAGAGGACAUGAAACUUCUAAUCACAUAUAUCGCUGAAAAACAUCUACAAUCCCUAGAAAAAAUUGAUUAUGUGCAAACAUUCAAUGGAAUAAAACAACGAUACGAACAGCAGAAAGAUCGUGCAAACAGACUAGGCGAACCAAUGGAUUCAUUGGACACUUCGUUAGAAAUAGAAAAUAAUCGAUUUCGACGAGACGCUCGAACCAUGGAUGAGGACGAAGAGAUGUGGUUUGAUGCAGAAGAGGAGGAAGGAGACAUUCUACUUUCACUCACAACGUCGUCAGAGGAUCCCGACAUGCCAAAGGUCAAUAUUGAUAAAAUUCUCGAGGUCGAGAAAAGGGAGGAAGCAGACACAGUGAAGCUCAUUACAAAGCCUGCAGAAAUAAGCGUUAACAUAACAUCAAGUCCAAAUAAUAUAAUCUCAGAUAAAAAGAAUCAAAUAGCAGCUCUAACCAAUGAAUGUGCUAAAGUUACCAAUGUUAAUGGAAUUGAAACUAAUGGAGAACCAAAUGCAGAACAUGUUACAGCGAUUCCGCCAUCGGAAACAACUACCUCCACACCCAUUGUCACUGUUAAAACAGGGCUGGUCGGACUCGUUGAUUACUCUGAUGAUGAAAGUGAAGAAGACGAAGAAAGCAACGGUGAUGCUAACAAAAAUGGAAAGGAUGCAAGCCUUCUGAACAGUGCCAAAGCUACAGAGUCACCACCUCACUCAACAGAACCUGCAAGAAAAAAGCCUCGUCUACAGGCAGUUGUAGAUAGCAAUUGACAAUUUUCUAAUCGAUAGAAAAGUUUAUCUUCCUGUGAAAUUGUUUUUUACGGGAAAUAAUGUUCGAAUUCCAUCGGCUCAGUUGGUACUAACUAAACUUGCCUGAGUUGAAACGUUGCAAGACCAUGUUCUGCCUACGUUUCUGGUUGAUCAUGACCCAACACAACAUUUUAAACUUCUCUAUCCGAAACUGCCAAAUAUGCUUCGUUCCUACUUUUUAUAUUGAAAAUCAUUGAAGAAGUCUCAGGUCUGCAGUUUGCACAUGCUUGAGAUCUUCUCAAGUUUCGUACUGAUGGAGAUAUGUCAACAAGAAGCCUAUUUUCUCUUGUUAGUUUGAUGGAAGGAAUACAAUAUUUCUCGACCAAUACCCAGACAUGAACGUCCAUAUCAUGAAGAAGUAUAGUUUACAAAGGAUUCAUAAUGAUAUAUUCGGCCAUGCUCCUAAGUACAAGUUACGGCUACCAGCAGAGGACUAAUAAAGCAGUAGAUGUGGUUGGGACUUUGACUCCGCAAUUGAUUUUGAAUAUGCCACAUCAGACUGGGAAUUUGUAUGCAGAUUAGUAUUCAUGCAAUUCCAAGAAACAAAAUAUUCUGCUUCGUGCCCCACAACUAAGACAAAUGAAAAUAUUGUGUUAGAAUUCUGAAUAUUAUUCCAAAUUAAUUGAAAUUAGCUGUGUUUACAACAUCUUUGAACAGAUUGCAUUUAAAACAGCAAGAGUUCAUUGUCUGUGUGUUAUUUCUUUUAAAUUUUAUCAGCAGUAUUUAAAAAGUUAUUGUCAUGCCAAUCAACCGGCCAGUAUCUCUGAAUACUUGUUUCGACUCUAUUGAAUUGUGGUCCAUCCACAAUUAUCAUAGAAAAUAGUUUAUAUUUCUGUGUAGAAAUGUAAUUAUAAAGAUAGAUUGAAACUAAGCGCCACGCUUACUAAUCCGAAUUCGGUACUUCGAAGUAUGACAGUCACCGGAACAUAGUAUGUGUACCUGGUUAGGGUUAGGCUAUAAUUUCAGUUACAAAUACUGCGGAAGACACUUGACUAGUCCCCGAACUCGUAAUAGAACAAAAAAAAAAGGAAAAUUGGAGUAAAAUUAUGGCCCAACCCUAACCUGGUACACAUACUUACUACGUUCCGGUGUUCGCCACAAGGUAAUUUGAAUGUCUGUUUUGGUCUUUGUCAUGAAAGUAACUAACCACAAGUAAUGAAUCAUUUGGCAUCGGUUACUGUUGCAUCACAUUAGAAGUAAACAAUCUGUGACAAUGAUCAAUUUUUUGAUUAAACAAUUUACUUAUUCUGCUGCUCAAUGUUUUCCCCUUGUAGAAUAAUCGAAAGUUAUCGAAAUUCAGGCACAUUUACCACAGCAAAUAUGGUUGUCGAUUCUAAUGGUUUGGUAUUUCGAGUAAUAAUAUGAAGUUUGUUCAAUAUUGCGACAAAAUGAUAAACAAGAUAAAAUUCGCCUUUUUGGCAAUAUAAUAUUUCAUAGAGAUGAAAAUAUAUCCUAAGAAAACAUUCGAUUAUUAAUAAAAUUUAUUGUAGCAAAAAGUAAAAAAUCUUUUUCAUCUCACAUGAGAAAAUGCAAACUAAUAAAUGAGCCUGUAUUUUUGAAAUCCCUUUUUAAUUACCUUUUAAAGGGGUUACAGAAGAAUUUGUUGCUCACAUGACCAAUCAACAUAGUCUUAUCAUACUUGGCUAUGAAUCCUUGUUACUAAUGCAAGAGUUAUCAAAAGUAAUCAAAAUGUCAUUCAAACAUGUUUAAAAUUAUUGGGGGUGUUGGUCGAAUUUAUUUUGAAUUUUGUCACCAGUAGAUGCAGAAUUAUUUUUGUUCACAAAUCUCCAAAAAUUAAUCGUUCAUUUGACCUCAAGAGUUAUAUCCUAUUUUUUCUGCAGAGUGGCCGCUAUUAAUUUACAAAUUCAAUCACUCAUUUCAGGAAUAUUUCUUUUGAAAGACAAAAACUGAAACAGAAUUGAAAAUAAUUUCUAUUUUAUUGAUGGAAUCGUUAUAUUCCAGUCAUAUUACAAUGGUUCCCCAAAUGUCUUUAUUUUCAAAUUAUCAAAUUUUUAAAAGUUGCAUGUAGACUUUGUGAUACUAACAAACCCUAAGUUUGUCUAAAACCUAAAAACAUAGAAACAGAUUUCCAAUCUUUAGCCGAACCAAGAUCUCAUUAUCAGCACUAAUGAUAUCUGGAUGUACAGUCUAAUUAUGUUUCGUUCUUGGUAUAUUUCUGGAGCUUCGAAGUGAUAGUUAUCUGUCCUCUGUAUCCUACUUUGGUCGAUACCGUCAUGUGUUCAAAUAAUUCCUAUUUAAUAAAUAUCACAAUCAUUAUCAAGUUUUGAAAUUUAUCUUGGUCAGUUCCAACAACAUUGCCUUCCCAAGCAAGAGGCUGUCUAUUGUUUUAAAAGCCUGAGUAGCGAAGAAAGAUAUUAUGUUUUUGUACUUUUCUCACUCAGUUGUAAGCCUGCUUUUUUUGUAAGGGCGAAUAUUUCGUUUUUAAAAGCAAAACAGACCAUGUCACAUUUUUUUCUUUGUGUCUGUUUUCUAUCAAGAACAUAUCUUUGAAUCAUAUCUGGCGAAACAUAGAUUGUGAUAAUUAAAAUCUUAAGAUUUUUUGAAGCCUCGAAUGUAUUCCGAGUCUUCAUAUUAGUGUUAUAAGUUUGAAUAUUUUUCUAAAAUUAUAUUCGAUAGGACUUUUAGUUAUUUUUCUGGUAUAAACCAGUCUAUUGGAGAUUCACUGUAGCAAUAUUUUUGGCGCUCCAGAAGUAUGUGUACCAAUAUGGAGGUAACUAAUUUUGUUUGCCUUCUCUACAUCAAGUUGUGUAAAGGGACUGGAGUCUAUGGGCAGGGGGAUAUUCACUUGGCUAACUCAGAACCUGUGAUAGAACUAUAAUAAGAAAUAUUUGAAUAAAAUCAUGGCCUAUUCCUAACCUGGUACACAUACUAUGGGAUUACCAUAUAUAUGCUAACUAUACAAGGAUAGGAUUUCAUAUUUUUGAAACUUGUUUCUGGAUGUCAUAUUAUAUAUUGAAAGCUAACCUUGUUUUGUCCCAUUUAUGAUCUGAAGAUAUGUCUCCUCAGAAAGUUGGAUUUGUCUCAUCCUGCUGAACUUUUUUUAAUUGUUGUAAAAUACAAUAGUGCUAAUGCCGCACUUUUUAUAUUGUU
This is a messenger RNA of Styela clava, 5759 nucleotides long. RefSeq names its product serine/threonine-protein phosphatase 4 regulatory subunit 3-like. Gene Ontology annotation, biological process: DNA damage response; protein dephosphorylation. The record is from RefSeq and is a predicted model, not a curated record. Gene Ontology annotation, cellular component: nucleoplasm; protein phosphatase 4 complex. Gene Ontology annotation, molecular function: protein phosphatase activator activity. Lineage: Eukaryota; Metazoa; Chordata; Ascidiacea; Stolidobranchia; Styelidae.